Messenger RNA from Nerophis lumbriciformis (worm pipefish), 1902 nucleotides. Its product is annotated as proton channel OTOP2-like. The record is from RefSeq and is a predicted model, not a curated record. Gene Ontology annotation, cellular component: membrane. Lineage: Eukaryota; Metazoa; Chordata; Actinopteri; Syngnathiformes; Syngnathidae. Gene Ontology annotation, biological process: proton transmembrane transport. Gene Ontology annotation, molecular function: proton channel activity.
UGUAGGCGGAGGGAUACAAUCAUGAGAACCGUGGCUCAAAAGAUGUUAAGGACCGGUAACAAACUAUUCACAAGAAAAACCCCAAAUGAUGAUACAGAGGCUCACCCCUCCAACGUGGAAACGGCGGCCCAUAUGGAGAACGUCCAACACCUGCACAAUACGGAGGCCGCCAGGGAGUACGUGCGUCACGUGGAGGCGGUGGCCGAGCGGGCCCAUCACGGCGGCGGUUGGCUACUGUCUGGCAUCGUCUGCAUCAACAUUCUCAUCCUGGGCUGCGCUCUGGUCAGCAGCAGCGCCUUCAACAGCGUGGCCGUCACGGCCGUGCACAAGCAGAUUUUCCUCAUCGUGCUGCUGCUGGCCACCAUGCUGUGGAUGCUCUUCUACACAUUCUUCACCUUCCGCAAGAACAGAGCCGUGAUGACUGAGGACAGCCAUGCCGGUCCUGUGUGGCUACGAGGUGGUCUGGUGCUGUUCGGCCUGCUGAGUCUCCUCAUGGACGUCUUCAAGAUCGGCAACUACGUGGGCUACCUUCGCUGCGACUCUGCCGUCAAAGUGGCUUUCCCUGCCGUCCAAGCUGUCUUUUUGAUCGUUCAGACUUACUUCCUGUGGGUCCACACCAAGGACUGCGUGCAGCUCCAUACGAACGUCACGCGGUGUGGCCUCAUGCUCACCCUGUCCACGAACCUGGUGGUGUGGAUGUCUGCCGUUACCGAGGAGUCUCUCCACCAGACGGACGCUCCCUACGUGAACAUGAGCGCUCCACACAGGAUGUACAGAGCCGGUUACGUCACCAAGUGCAACUGCAGCCACUCGGCGUGCAUCACCUUCGAGGAGGCCUUCUACUACCUGUACCCAUUCAACAUCGAGUACAGCCUCUUCGCCUCCGCCAUGGCCUACGUCAUGUGGAAGAACGUGGGCCGCCUGGUGGAGGACCACGGCCACCGCCACGUCGGAUUCCGGCCCAAGGAGGCACGCCUGGGCCCGGUGGUGGGCCUGCUCUUGGUGGUAGUGGGGCUGGUGACGUUCAUCGUCUACGAAGUGGAGAUGGCCCAGGAAGACCGGGGCGAGCAGUCGCAUGCCCUCCUCAUCCAUUUCGUCAUGAACUUAGUCAUCGUAAGCCUCAUGUGCGUCUUCACCGUCGUGGGCUGCGUGGUGUACCGGCUGGACCAGCGGGAGCACGUCUCUGAGAAGAACCCCACCCGCAGCCUGGACGUGCAGCUCCUGGUGGGGGCCUCCAUGGGGCAGUUCAUCAUCAGCUACUUCAGCAUUGUCGCCACGGCGGCCGACGGGGCCCGAGGCUACCUGAACGCCCUCAACCUGGCGUGGGGGGUCGUGAUGGUGGUGCAGCUGGGCCUGCAGAACUACUUCAUCAUCGAGGGGCUGCACCGGGAGCCCUUCCACUCCAUGCAAGAGGCGGCCCUGCACAGCAACGCGCACGCCUCGCAGGAACACUCGGAGGUGAGCGUGGUCACGGGGGUCCGCGAGUCCAGCUGCCCGUUGACGUCCGUCACGCGGCUCAGCUGGAAAAGGAGAGUGCUGAAGGAAGUGUGCGCCUUUCUGCUGCUAGCUAACGUCAUUCUGUGGAUUAUGCCCGCCUUUGGUGCUCGCCCCCAGUUUGAUCACAGCGUGGAGAUCAAGUUCUACAAGUUCACUAUGUGGGCUGCUAUUGUCAAUAUAGGACUCCCUUUCGGGAUAUUCUACCGCAUGCACACGGUCGCCAGUCUUUUUGAGGUCUAUGUUAUAACAUAGGUUGGCCUCUUUCCGUUGCCAAUGGCUUCUUUUUUAAAAUAGGACAUUUUUAAUUUUGCCAAUGAACUAAGAACUCCUUAGAUCAUGUAAUAUGUGUAGUUUUACAUUUUUACUUGAUCAUUAAAAACUUUCCAAAGUUAUACUUUAAACAUU